AUGGGCAAAAAGAAGUCUGCGUCGUGGUGCGACGACAGCGUGGCACGUCUCUUCUUUCUUCGCUAUAAAACCGAACUCGCCAAUCGAUUCGACUCCAAGAACAACAACCAGAAGAAGGAGGCGUACGAAAUGAGCUCAGCAUUGCUGUCGAUCGGGUUUAUUCUGCCAAGCAGUCCCAGCAAUAGCACCAACAACGCCAGGGAGCCCACGUUUCUCUCGGAAUUGACGCUCAAUUACACUCCAGGCACCCAAGACGUCGUCAUCGACGACACCAUCAAGAACAUCUUCGCGGGCAGGUCUUCGACACCCCCCACGAAACAAUCGUUUCUCGUGACGACGGCACCAGCUUGA
Aphanomyces astaci is the source of this 351-nucleotide messenger RNA. RefSeq lists its product as hypothetical. NCBI's taxonomy places the organism in Eukaryota, Oomycota, Saprolegniomycetes, Saprolegniales, Verrucalvaceae. The record is from RefSeq and is a predicted model, not a curated record. The transcript has 4 exons. Bases 1 to 351 code for a protein of 116 amino acids.